Molecule: messenger RNA, 1158 nt
Organism: Stylonychia lemnae
Lineage: Eukaryota; Ciliophora; Spirotrichea; Sporadotrichida; Oxytrichidae
Source: the annotation of a GenBank genome assembly
AUGAUCAAGGUUCCUGAAGGACCAGACAACUUAUUCUUUAGAUCAAAUGUAAUGACUAUUUUCCAUGUAAUAACUAAGACUAAGAUCAGAGAUAUUAAUAGUAUAAAACAGUAAAUAUUGAGAAACACGCAAGGAUUACCAGAAAUGAGAUCUAAAUUAAUUAAAGUGUUCAAUAACUUCUACUACAAAAAGUUAAGCGAUGAGGAAUUUGAGAAACAUUUGGAUAGGGCCAUUUCGCAGAUUCCUCAUGAUUUUAAAAAUGAAUAAGAACUAAUAGACUAUAUUGCCGCUAAUUAAAUCAAAGAUCUACCGAGAGAAUCAAUCUAGUAUAGAAUUAUGGUAAAGCUUGAUUUUAAUUCAGAAUAAUCAGCAGUAGUACUUGUGUAUUCUCAUGGCAUGUCAGAUGGAGUGGGAACUAUGAACAUGUUUUGUGCCUUACAAGAUGAAUUUGAUCCUUCGAAUCUACCAUAUGUAAGAUAAAGAUCUCUCUAAGAGAGCAUCAAAAGAUAUGCUGCAUGCAUUAUCGGGAUUUAUUUUCAUUUAAAAAACUAUCCUCAAAAGUAUCGUGACUCAGAAUUAAGUUAGAGAGUUGAGAAGUAAAAAACUUAGAUAACUAUUUCCAAAGAUAUGAAAAUUGAUGAACUCAAGUAGAAAAUAUGCAGGAGGUUUGGAUGUUCUAUCAAUGAUUUGCUUAUAGCAGCAAGUAUUUUAUCUAUGAGAGAUUACUGCUUAGCUAAUAAUAUAAAAGAUUAUAAAAUAUUCGAAGGAUUUAUGGCUGUUAAUUAGCGAUCUCAAGUCGUAAAAAAAUCUGAUUUUAGACUCUUCAAUAGAACAUUUGCUCAUUAAAUAAGAAUUAAUAUUGAGAGCAUAUUUAGCUUCAAAGUUACAAAUCUUUGCUUAGAAUAGCAAUUUAAAGAGACUUUGAGGGUAUUUACAGAUUAAAUAUAGUGCAUAAAGACAAAUGAUCUUGGUUUAAGUGAAUUUACAGCAAUGAGGAAUAUUGCAUAUCUUUUACCUGACAUAGUCAUCGAAAAAAGAAUGGAUAAGUUCGUUACUUGCUAAUUUUAGGAAAACUUGGUCUAAUCUUAAUGGUUCUCCUAAACCAUUGAUUAUUGGAGGGGCUUCUACAGAUAGGAUGAUGUUUUCAUCUUAUGGUGA